This is a messenger RNA of Nezara viridula (southern green stink bug), 2496 nucleotides long. The record is from the annotation of a GenBank genome assembly. NCBI's taxonomy places the organism in Eukaryota, Metazoa, Arthropoda, Insecta, Hemiptera, Pentatomidae.
AAUGUCUUGCAUGAGUAGUAAUAUGUUACGUUAUACUUUUUUGUUUCAGAGAAUAACUGGAGUAUCUCUAGUUUUUACUUAUCACAAUUAUGAGAUAAACCAAUCAGGGAUAUUAUUUAAUGAUUACGUUUUAACUACAGGAGGAUUAGUAUUACCAUAUGUUUUAUCAAAAAAAGUGCCGGACGUAAAGGACUUCAGUGUUAAAAUAUCAUUAGAAAAAAGAAACCGAGUUAUUUCAAAAACUGGAUAUAUAGCAUAUGUCUGUAAUUCAGAUGAUUUGAAUAAUUCUAUGAAACAAAAUGAUUUUGGGUUAGAUUCAAUCAUCAUUGAAUCAUUUUCUCAAUUCGUAAUUAUUGAAAUUAAUAAUACCGCAAAAGGGAAUUUCUCAAAAAUUGAAAUGACGUUAAACCCAAACGAACUGAAUAGAGGAAAAGAUGUUCUCACAGUAUCAACACCAUUUGGAAAUCAAAUGUUUCUUAACUGUUAUUCUAGAGGAAUUGUUAGCAAGAUAGUUGACAAAGGAAUGUUUAUUACGGAUUCCCGAUUAUCUCCAGCUUGUGAAGGUGGACCUAUUUACAUCAUUAAUGGAUCCAUCAAAUUAGUCGGUUUGGUAUUGACACAGUUAAUGGUUUCAAAUGAAUACACAGGUUUCAACUUAUGUUGCAAUUUCUAUAUACUUUAUGAGGCCUAUUGCCGACAUAGAGGCAUGCAUAUGAUUUCCCCCCUCUUAUCCAUCAAGAAGGAAGAACAUCCUAUUCACCGUGUAUCAGAUAGUGUUUUACCUGUAAAAACACCAUCAUUGAAAGGAAGUUGCAUUUCAUUAGAUGGAAAUGGAUUACUAGUGACAUGCAGUCAUGUUAUAAAUUAUGGAAAUAACACACCUGUUGAAGUCACCUUUGGUGGAGAAUCUUACAAUGCUAAGAUUUUAUGUUGUUCUUCUAAAGAUGAUAUUCUGGAUCUUGCAUUUCUUCAAAUCAAUCCUGAUACCCCGCUGCCAAGUUGUACUUUUUAUGAUAAAAAUCCAAUCAAAGGAGAAGCCGUGUAUGUGGUUGGUUACAAAUACUUUUGGGAUAAUUCUUUGCAACUGGUAAGUAAGGGGACUGUUUUGAAGCAUGAAGAGCAAGGUCCUAUUUAUACAUCUUGUAUUACUCAUAGUGGAAAUAGUGGAGGAGGUAUGUUUGAAAAAGAUGGAAAGUUAAUGGCUAUUGUUUGUGGUAUAUUAUUUGAAGAGAACAUAAGUACAUCCCACCAUUGUCACAAUGUUGGCAUACCCAUUAAAGUAAUGAAAAAGCCAAUUGAUGCCUAUAUACAGACAGGAGAUAUAUCUCAUCUCGAGAGUUUAUGUAAAACUAAGGAUCUCUACUUAUCAACAUGGCAUUUAUUUACUAGAAGUAAAUUAUAAACGAAAAAAAGUUUAAGAACUGACUAUUUUGAAUUUAUGCUUUGUAUAUAUUGUUAACAAUGUGCAUUGAUUAAAAAAGUACUUAUUAAUGCAUAGUAGUUGAAUAAUCAGAUUAACUGCUAUCAUUUAUUAUCAUUGUCAGUGUUUCUUUAAUAUCUUGUAAGUAAAUUUCUCAUAAUUACUUUUAUUUUUUUAAAAAGUGUUAUUUGAUUGAUCUGCUACCAUUUAAUGUAGUCUUGUAAUUUAUCAAAGCUUAAAGGUAGAUUAUCAUAUUACAUUAUUCUUAUUUACUCUAUUAUAUUUAUUUAUAAUGUUACAUAUGUGUUUUAUUGUGUAUACAAUUGUAAACUUUCUUAGCUUAGGCUUUUCUACUCGAAAAGACAUACAAUUCUUUUAAAACUAAUCCUAUAUUUUAUAUAUCAUUAAUGUUUUGUGAUAUAUAUGGUUGUGUAGUGAAUUUUAAUUUCUAACAAUUCAUUUUUAUAUUUUUUUACAAGAAAGAGGGUUAAAUUCUAUUUUUUUUACAUUGAAGUUAGUUUUUAUUAAUUUUUAAAACAGAAAUAUCUUGUUAACAAAUUUAAAAUGAUUUAUUACUACCCAUAUUUCAUUACUAAGUAAGAUACUUUCAGUGGUUCUCAUUUUUUUUUUUUUUUUUUUUUUUUUUUUUUUUAUUUAUAUAUAUAUAUAUAUGUUAGCCAUUGCCGUAUUAACUUCUCUAUGAGUAUCAUACCAAUCAUAUGUAUGUUUAAUAAUGCUUCUUUUAAACUAUUGGUGUCAAAUGAUGUAUUACUGUAUGUUGUAUUGUCUAUUACUACUGGUUACUACUACUAAUGGUCUAUAACUAUUGGUUCAAUCUAAUUGAAAUAUUUGAAAAAUGUGCUUGGAAAAAUUCAUUGACUUAUUGUUUUUAUCCAAACACAUCAUUUUAAUUCAUUUGUGUCAAAAUAUUAUACAAUUCUGUAUAAAUCCCAUUGCAGAAAUAUAUAUAAUGAUUAAGAUUUAUUUAUGUCUCCUUGUAAUAGUUAAUGUCAACCUAAAUGCUAUAACAAUGUAUGUGGAAAAUAUAUUUCAAAAUAAACUUACUUUUUUCUGAU